Xenopus tropicalis (tropical clawed frog) is the source of this 1903-nucleotide messenger RNA. Its product is annotated as long intergenic non-protein coding RNA 2867. Gene Ontology annotation, molecular function: catalytic activity. The record is from RefSeq and is a predicted model, not a curated record. The coding region runs from base 378 to 1061 and encodes 227 amino acids. The transcript has 7 exons. Lineage: Eukaryota; Metazoa; Chordata; Amphibia; Anura; Pipidae. Gene Ontology annotation, biological process: DNA repair.
GAGAGGCUUGAGUUGUUAAGCCCCGCCCACUCGGGUUUAGUAUGGCCGCGGUUUCUCUAUGAGUGUUGGGCAGGAGUGAGAUUCUGCUGUUUGUGCCACUGCCAUCGCUUCCCCACAGCUAAUAGCCAUUUAUUGGAGGUUGGCAACAUAUUUGUAAUGCAGUUGUGUCAUUUUUAGGGGCGUUGCUGCUGUACAGGCUGAAGCUGCAGUAAGAGGGCUCUGGCACACGAGGAGAUUUGUUGCCUGCGUUUUUUCCACCAGGCGCUUUGGCGGCAAGUCGCCACGACAAUACCCACGAAGAGAUUUCAUGCGAGUUGAGCUCCAGGCGAUCUGCUACCCAUGCACUCUGCUUUUAGACUGGACUGUGGGCCCUCAAGAUGGCGCAGAAUUCCGGACUUUUCCACUCUGAGGAUCCUGCGGUCUGGCAGAAGGCGUCCGACAUUUACUGGGAUGUCAUUGCGGCCAAAGGAGCCAAGCAAAAGAAACUCGUCUCGUUGGAUAAAUGGUUCCAGGAGGAACUGCCUCCCUGCAUAGCUGCCCGGCCUCACAAACACUUAACUCGGGAGGAGCUGGUGAAACUGAUGGAGUGGAAGCUGACUAGGGGAAAGUUCCGCCCCCGCUUGCAGCAGUUGGUUGCAUCCAAUCCUGAUGGAGCUGUGGAGACCUGCACGGAGAAAGCUUUCAAGCUCCUGCCUGAGGUUUCUGCUGCAAUCAAUGAGCUGUGCCAGCUAAAGGGUAUUGGUCCUGCCACUGCUUCCGCGGUGCUGGCUGCGGGGGCCCCGGAGCUGACAGCGUUUAUGGCAGACGAGGCAGUAGAGAGUAUCCCCGGGCUCACACCCGUGCAGUAUACACUGAAGCAUUACCUGCGCUACUUGGAGGAGUUACGGAAAAAAGCAGCAGCACUGAGCACUGAAGGAUCCAGUGAAAAGUGGACACCGCAUCAGGUUGAACUGUGUCUGUGGGCGUGGGGGGUUGCACGGAAACUCUGCCCCAAUCUCUUGGGGUCUCAGGAAAGUGGGAAGAUUGAGGAGCGGCCCAAGAAAAAACUGAAGACAAAGUGAUAGCUAAAGGGCGUGGCUACCAAUGUCCUUACAGCACUUAGAAUUGGUUAUUAGGCCCAAUAUCUGCCUAUCAUUUAUCUGUUCAACAGAACUUACUGAGCCCAUUCACAUUUCUAUAAAUGAGUGAGAGCUGCCAUAUUGCUUGCCUUGUAAAUCUGUACCCAUUGGUGACAUCAUGGUGAGGGAGGGGCCUGCCACUGACAUCACCAACAGGGAGGGCUCACCAGAAGGUGACACUCAGGGACUCUAGGUCUGGCAGUAGCAAAAUCUGAACCCGCCAUCUGCCCCAAACCCACACUGGCACCCCCUGUUUGUAAUCUUUAACUUGUAUUUCUACCAGAUAAAAAUAACUUCCCCUUGAAAAGCCCAGAUCUACUAUCACAGACUGAAUAUUACCCGUAAGUAAAGUAAAGGGCAAGCAAGCCUUUGUACAGCAUGUAGGUUUUAUUUAACAGCUUCAGGUAACGCAGUUUCACCCUGUACCCACAAAACCAACCGGGUAAAAAAAAAAAAAAAAACCCAUGUGGCAACAACGGAGUUAAUAGAAUAGAAAUUUGCUGUUCGUUCUGGCGGUUGGUUUAUGUGUCCUUUAUUCCCGAGUUCUGUCCAUAGGAAAGAGGCGAGGGGGUCUCCAAAAAUGUCACAAAUGUGUUCAUCUACAGUUAUAUAUAUAUAUAUAUUUUAGGAAUAUUUUUACAUUUAGUCCUAAAUGUUUCUAUUUUAUAAAAUACCCAUAUUUUGAUUACUUUUUAUAUAAAAUACAGAAUUUGCAGUAGGCGGGGCAUGUUUUAAACUGAUGCCGCUUUAUCUUCCCUAAAUAAAAAUAAAUAUUUGCAUUAGAA